Messenger RNA from Zophobas morio, 1003 nucleotides. RefSeq lists its product as uncharacterized. The transcript has 4 exons. NCBI's taxonomy places the organism in Eukaryota, Metazoa, Arthropoda, Insecta, Coleoptera, Tenebrionidae. The coding region runs from base 17 to 904 and encodes 295 amino acids. The record is from RefSeq and is a predicted model, not a curated record.
UGAGCUGAUUUUUAAAAUGAAGAAUACUAACUCUUCACCCGAAGUUCGCCUUCCUCGUUUACGUCGAAGGCCAAAAAGUUCUUUGCAAACGCCGCCUUCUAAUUUACAGAGCAUUCAAAGCCUAAAAGAUAAGGAAGUCAUUAAAAGUUCUACUGGCGUCCGCAAGGAGGAAAUCGCGGCUCCGCGUGGGUCAGAGAAGCAUGCAAACCCUGCAACACCCGAUGGAGCAGUUAAACAAGCUCCGACGCCGCUUCGUAGGAGUGCACGCGUUCCUCGGCCAGUAAGCGAGUUUUGGGCGUGCCCCCGUUUUAUUAAAAAGGAGGACGGCAGUUAUGAAUGUGUUCAGGACUUCUCGUGGGUGGGCUCCUUUGAGUCAGAAGCUGCUGUCAGAAGAAGAAUGAAUCUUUGCAGUAAUAGUACUGUUAGAAAAUGUACUGCUGUAAGUCGUGCAAAGAUCGAACUAUCCGUAAAAGAAAGGCUUCGAAAGCUCGAAGACAAAACUAAAGCUGAGAAAACUCGUAGCGCUCAUCAAAUUCCUGCAAAAAAAAGAAGAGACAAGGAAAACAGAGCUUGCGAUUCCUGGACUCAAUUUGAAAAUAAAAGACUCGAGGAAAUUCUUAAAAAGCAGCCUCUGGGCCCUAACUAUUGGACCAAUGUGGCACAACACGUGGGUACACGCACAGCUCUGGAGUGCGAGGCGCAGGCAUCUCGGCAGCCGGCGUCCCACAGCAAAGCUAAGGAUGAUAAUUCCAAAAAAAGAGUACUUGGUACACGUGUUACGUCAAAGAGACGGGUAUUGAACGACGACGAUGACGAUUCCAUGAUUUUUAAAGCGACCCCCAUACGCUACCGGCCUAUGAGGCAGGGUGCGCGCACCCCUCCAAUACGUAGCUUCGUCAAAUGAAAAUCCCUCAUCCUACUUUUUGCAAUGCAUCUGACGAACACACCGUUCUAAAACGUGAUCAAGGGGAAGCGCGGCUUAUGCACGACUUACAUAAAUAAC